AUGAAAGAAGAACUCGGGCAGUUCGAAAUCUCUCAGCUGAAGAAAGAGGUGACGUCACUGAAGACAAAACUGAUGGAGAGAGACGACAGGUUACAGGAGCUGGAAAAGGUUUCCUGUCAAUCUUCAGUGUGUGUGACUGAUGGGACCUCCACAGAAUGUCAGGAUUCAGUGUGGAGCGGCAGAGAUCAGUCCACACCACAGCGACUGCUGGACAAACUCUCUGAACAGAGAUCCAGAGACACACAGGACUCACAGCUCACUUUACUCUGUUCUACUGACGGUGAUCAGGGUGAUCAAACCCCCACAGAGUCCCAGACACCAGCGGAGAUUGAAGUGAAGCUGGAGGACAUAAAAGAAGAGGAACAACAGAGUGAUGAAUAUGAUGACGACGACGACGACGAUGAUGAUGAUGAUGACGACGAUGAUGAUGACGAUGAUGAUCAAACCUCCACAGAGUCUCAGACUUCUGUCUGUAACACUGGAGAACAGCAGAUGCUGCAGACACCAGUGAAGAUUGAAGUGAUGCUGGUGGAGAUAAAAGAAGAAACCACAGUAGAGGAACCACAGAGUGAUGAAGAUGAUUAUUUUAUUCCUUCAGAGCUGAUGGACGUGAAAGAGGAAAGUCAAGAGCUGAAUGAUGUGGAGGAGAUACAUCAUGAUUUCAUAACUGGAGAAACAUCAUUGAGUUUCUCACCAAAAAAUCCUCAAAGAAGAUCAGCCAAGAAAUCUUUUACCUGCUCUCAGUGUGGGAAGAUUUUAGCAUGUAAAAGCUUGCUUAAUGUACACAUGCGAGUUCACACCGGAGAGAGACCUUACACAUGCCAUCUUUGUGGAAAGCGUUUUGCACGUAAAGAUUAUCUCAAUGUACACACGAGAAUUCACACUGGAGAGAGGCCUCAUACAUGUCAUCAGUGUGAAAAAAGUUUUUCAACUGCAACCUGUCUCAAGAAUCAUCUCCGCUGUCACUCUGGAGAAAGGCCAUUUGAAUGUGAUAAGUGUGGGAAAACCUUUGCUGUGGCACAGUACCUAAAAAGUCACCUGAAAAUGCACACAAACGAGAAGCCUUACAAGUGUUCGUUUUGUGGAAAGAGUUUUGCACGCCUGCCCAAUUUGAAAAGGCACCAGACAAUACAUACCUGUGAUGGGGUUUAUAUCUGCAUUGACUGUGGGAAGACCUUUAAUUCAGUCUCCUAUUUGAAACUGCACCAAAGAAUCCAUACUGGAGAAAAACCUUACAAGUGCUCACACUGUGAAAAGAGUUUCACUCGGUCGGAACAUUUGAAAUUACACGAGAGAAUCCAUACUGAAGAGAAACCUUACAACUGCCCACACUGUGAAAAGAGUUUUACUGGGUCACAAUGGCUGAAAAAACACAAGAAAAUCCACACCGGAGAGAAACCUUACAAGUGCUCUUCAUGUGGGAAGAGUUUCAGUCUGCCGGAGUACCUGAGAACACACGAGAGAAUUCAUACUGGAGAGAAACCUUACAACUGCUCUUCAUGUGGGAAAAGUUUCAAAAAAUCUGUUUAUCUACGGAGACAUGUCAAAAGGAAUUGCCAAAGUAGUCACUGUGAGCAAGAAUCAUCUUCAGGUCCAACAAUAUCAACUAAAUAGAAAUGGAAUUUCUGCCAAAAGUGCAGGAUCAUCUACGAGAAUAACAAAGAGCAUUUAAUGAAGUCUAAAUUUGUAGGAAUGCUGUUCUGUUAUGAGAAGGAUCGAUUCUUAUUUUGAAUGUUGUUAGACCACAAACAUGAUAAGCAUGAUGCCGUGCGAGAGGUAUGAGGAAUAGGAAAUGCUUGUGUGAAUGCUGUUUCACAUGGGACACCUUCCCCUACCAUCCUCCAUUUCGGAUAUCCACCACCGGUCCAGCUACAGAUGUUGGGGUCUCCUCAUUGCACAUCAGAACUUCAGCUUUUGUUCUUAAGAUGUAUUAGUUGUUACUUAAUAGUAAAUCUAAACUGAUCCAAAGUCAGCCCCUUCUUCUGAAUGUGUGAAGAAAUAUGUUCCGAUGAGGGCUGCUAAACAAAACACCAACAACAUGCAAAGUAAGUACUGCUCAAUGCAGGUAUGGGAGUGGUCGACGGAGUGAUUCUGACAUCAGUUUACCAUGUCAAUUACUCCAAAGUAAUGUUGAUGCUUACAUUUUUGCCCAAAAAUGCAUAGUUCAUUUUCAUUUAUUAAUAAAUGUAAAAUUUCUUGAACCAACAGUUCUGAAUAAAUGGAACAAUUUCAGUAGUUUCCCCAAUUCGCUGCCAUUGAUUUAGUUCUCACAUAAGCUCCUAAUUAUACAGCAUUAACAGUAGCACCUGUUCAGUGUGUGACAGGGGCGUCGCUAGACCCAGUAAAAUUCUUGUCUGAUGAUGGAGAUUCCCUUACACUGAUAUGGAAAAAUGCUUUCCUUUUUAUUAGAUAAUUCACAUUACUUAAAUUGAUAAAACACGAAGGCUAAUUGUGACGCCAGUUGAACUGAACGAUUCCUUAGUUGUGAUUUAUCCAAUCGCUGUUCUUGCUCAUCCAGUGAUUUCCCCCGGAAUGAGAACUCAUUUGCAGAGAUGCUAUUACUAUUCGACUCUGAACAGCAAAACUGAAAAGGUUGUAGCUGUUUGUAUUUCAUUGAACGAGUUGUUCAUGGAUGUCCUGUUUUGUAUUUUCCUCUGCACUGAUUUGAUUGAUAACCCUCUACAGACACGUUGCAUAAAGAAAUCGCCAUUUUUGUUUUUACUCGCCAGACGUCUUCACAUAUACUGUAUAUAGUUUUCAUACGACUUCAUACGCAAUACAGUAUGCAAGAUUAUACAUUUGAUUUAAAUUUCACUUUUGAUUAUUUUAAUCACUUUUUAGAUUUAUUUUAAAGUACAAAUGUCCCAUUCUAUCAAUUUAUAUAAAGUCAUGAAAUUGUACCUUUUACAAUGGAUACACACUACUAAAUAUUCACAAGGUUGGAACCUGUCAAUGAAAAUAAAAUUGCAUAUAAAACAAUUAUUUAUACUACUAUAUCAAAACUAUGUUAAAAAAAAAAAUCUUUUUUUUUUUUAUCAAACCCUUGUAUAGAGGCGGAACAAGCUUAUUUGUUAAGGUUCUUCGAUAUUUACAGUGAAGUUUAAAUACUUCAUAAUGUAUGAUUGUGCCUUUUAAAUAUUUAUACAUUUCCACAUUUAUUGCUUACUACAUAACUACAUGUUUGUUUAUAUGCACUUGGAUGAUUUAAGCACUAAUUUAGUAUUGUCUCUUUAAGAGAACCUGCAGCUCCGGGAAGAAGUGUUUUAGGUUGAAUGCACAUUGAGUAGUUGCACAUUGGUUUUUCCCCCUCAUCUGUGCAAUGCAAGAUAAGAAUUAAUGUUUAUUUUUUACUUUUUUUUAUCACCAACUGACUGUAAAUAACAGAAAACAUAUAAAAAGAG
Xyrauchen texanus (razorback sucker) is the source of this 3401-nucleotide messenger RNA. Its product is annotated as zinc finger protein 391-like. Bases 1 to 1614 code for a protein of 537 amino acids. The transcript has 4 exons. NCBI's taxonomy places the organism in Eukaryota, Metazoa, Chordata, Actinopteri, Cypriniformes, Catostomidae. The record is from RefSeq and is a predicted model, not a curated record.